This is a messenger RNA of [Torrubiella] hemipterigena, 1713 nucleotides long. The record is from the annotation of a GenBank genome assembly. NCBI's taxonomy places the organism in Eukaryota, Fungi, Ascomycota, Sordariomycetes, Hypocreales, Clavicipitaceae.
CGGGCGGGCUUCUUCAAAGCGAUAUUUUUUCCCUUUUCUGCAUUCGUAGAUUAAAUCCAACAAAACUCUCAUCCUUUCUCUCCUCAAUUGUUCCGUAUUUACCUGACGGCGGGCAAACUUACCGGUGCUACUAUACCCUCGAAACCCAAUACUACUGCGCCAAAUUCCUGUCCGUCCCCGUGACAUUGUUUUUUUUUCCAGCCUCACCACGCCUCGCCCUCUUCUCCAACAGCAAACAACGACACUGCGAGCGACCCCAGCGAAUUUAGCAAUUUCUAUCAACAACCUAUUCAUUAGCUCCGAUCACUCAUCAUGUCUUCCCAACCCUUGCUCCAGACCGCUCCCGGCAAGCGCAUCGCCCUGCCCACCCGUGUCGAACCCAAGGUCUUCUUCGCCAACGAGCGUACCUUCUUGUCAUGGCUCAAUUUCACCGUCGUCAUUGGCGCCCUUGCCAUUGGCAUGCUCAACUUUGGUGACCGUGUCGCCUUCAUCUCUGCCUUCUUAUUCACCGGCGUCGCCAUGCUCACCAUGAUCUACGCUCUUGUCACCUACCACUGGCGUGCGAAGUCUAUUCGUAUGCGUGGCCAGGCCGGCUUUGACGACCGAUUCGGCCCCACGAUCCUCGCCAUUAUCCUCCUCUUGGCCGUCAUUGUCAACUUUGUCCUCCGCAUUAUGGACCAGUCCAAGAAGAACACUCCCCAGUAAACCCAUGAUUUACGGUGUAAAGACCCUGGGCGUUGGGGGCUUGUUUUAUCUUGCCGUCGUGUAAUGAUUCACGAAGCGCUUGAUCCGCCACGGUUGACACAAAACGACCUGGGCGGCAGCGAAGGGCGACAAGCGUAUUUAACUCACACUAUGGCGUUGUUUGAUUCGGGUAAUUUGUUUCGAUAUUUGAAUUGGUGUAUAGGUAGCUAAAAGACAUAUAUAUACAAUAGCAUGCUUUGUAAACUUUCAUUCGGCAAAAUUCAUUACGGUAUAUGUACAUGUGCUGAGGGCCUAUGCUCCCUGGCUGCCCUGGCUGCCCUGACUGCCUUGGCUCCCCUGAAAUGUAACGUUUUCCUUUCCCUUGAGCUCCGGGAUCGCCAAGGUAGAAACAAAUACUCUCAAUGACUUGAUUGAGCGUUCCGUUGGUGGUGGUAUAAUUGCAUUGGUGAAUCGGUUCUGCAUUACUUCAAAGUCGUCAUCUGAGUCGUCUUCAUCUUUUUCAUCUUGUUGUAUGACCGUUUUUUCUAUAAUUUCUUUUUGUUUCUUCUUCGUUUCUUCCCCUUUAGAGUCGAAUAGCUGGUUGUAUUGGUACCAGUGGUCUCCGUCUGCUGAUAGCAGCCGUUUGAUCUGCUCAACAAUUGUGAUGAGCUUACCAACUUCUGCCGUCCGUGCAUAUAUGAGGACCAUGCGUGGUUUGCCAUCCGGACUUGGCGAUUUUAAAUGUGAUAUAGAUGAUGUGACACGCUUUUGUAUCGACGUUGAUGAUAUGACUGAGAGAGUACUGAGGUCAUAUUUUGGGCUAAGCUCAUCAACAGCAUCCGUGUGAUCUUGAAGAAGUGAAGGUUCCAUAUCUCUUAUAUAUCAAUGCGUGCGCAAAUUUCAAUCGAGAUAUAACGUAUCACAAGUUUCAGUUGCAAUCAAGCAAUGAACAUAUUUUGGAUGGGCGUGUUAGUCGGCUAAUCAUGCAGAGCUGAAGUUAUCUGGUGCAGGAUUUCGCCGCUGUAAGAG